Messenger RNA from Sphenostylis stenocarpa, 327 nucleotides. Lineage: Eukaryota; Viridiplantae; Streptophyta; Magnoliopsida; Fabales; Fabaceae. The record is from the annotation of a GenBank genome assembly.
AUGGACAUAAUGAUCACAUGCCACUGCGUACUAUACACAUUGCUGCCAUUAUGCAGUGUGUGGGAAGGAGAAAAACAAAUGGAAUCGUUUCAGUUUGUCUGCAAUAUUCUAUGCUAUGAUGAAGGAUCCAUUUGUUUGAAGGAUGUUGUUGAGGUACACAUUGAUUUCCAUGCAAACAUAGGUGGAAAGGAAGAACUGAUAUGGUUCUCCAGCUUUUACUAUUUUUCGCCUUCAAAUCUUCAAUUCAUAUACUGUAACACUGAAUAUAAAGAUAGAGAUAGAGAUAUUCAAUUGGCCACGUUUUGCUCCAUUCAAACUAUUUGGUGA